AGAAGCUCAGGUUCGAGCGACUCUUGUAUACGCACGUCGACUUGACUGUGCAUCUCACCCAUUAUCCUCUAGUCUAUUCGACAGCGACGCUGCAGGCAGCUAUGUUUGGUGUUAUAUGUUACGCGCUGUUACUCCUCGCACAUUACAACAUCGUCACCUCAGCUCAGGCUGCUUUCGAUCCCGGAGAUGGUACACCAUCCUGGAAGUAUAAUGUCUCGGCAUGCCCUGGGUACAAUCUCAAGUCUCUCCAGAACACAAAACACGGGUUUACAGCGCAUUUAAAUCUGGCGGGCCGGCCGUGUAAUGCCUUUUCCAGCGACAUUAUUAACCUGACCAUUCAGGUCUCAUACGAGACGCAAUCUCGACUGCACGUCAACAUUUUCGAUACUGCCAACCAGCAAUUUACACUCCCGACAGCCUACUUUGAACCUAGGUCUACGCCACCAACCGACUCUUCGCCGUCAUUCACGAGCUCUUCUAACCUCGUUUUCAACUACGAAUCUACUCCCUUCGCCUUCUGGGUCACACGCCGCUCUGAACCCGACGCUGCUCCCCUUUUCGAUACGCGGGUUUCAUCAUUGCCGCCGACGCCAAUACCAGCUUUCUUCCAGCCGACUGAGUACAACCCAGGAUCCAGCACCGGUUUUGACGGGUUUCCGCUUGUAUUCGAAGAGCAGUACCUCCAGCUGACUUCUGCCCUUCCACUGGACGCGAACAUCUACGGGCUCGGAGAAGUCGACGCAAGCAGCGGUUUCAGGAGGGAUUUAAGCGUGAACGGGACUAUUCAAACGAUGUGGGCUCGCGACGAUCCGAACUCUGUCAAUCUGAAUCUUUAUGGAUCGCAUCCGAUCUACCUCGAACAUCGGUUCAAUGGAAAAACAAAUACCUCUCGUUCCCAUGGCGUGUUUUUGUCUAGCGCCGCCGGAGCUGAUAUCAUUCUCGCCACACCUCCGUCAUCGGGGAAGUCGCUCAUUCAGUAUCGUAUGUUAGGUGGUACCCUCGACUUUUAUUUCUUUUCCGGUCCAGAUCCCAAAAGCGUCAUCGAGCAGUAUGGAGAAGUCGUUGGCAAGCCUACUUGGCAGCCUCUGUGGGCAUUUGGAUUUCACCUGUGCCGGUGGGGCUAUGAAAAUAUAUGGCAGGUCGAGGAACAAGUUGAAAACAUGCGCGCUAAUGAUAUCCCUCUCGAAACAAUCUGGAACGAUAUCGACGUGUAUCAUUCAUUGCGCGACUUUACUUCUGACCCUGUCAGCUAUCCCAGUGACGUGAUGAGAGAGUUCACUCGUAACAUGAGCGCCCGAGGACAACAUUAUAUCCCGAUCGUGGAUGCCGCCAUUGCCCACAUCGCCAACGACACCGACAUCUACGACCCCUUCUCCGCCGGGAUCGAGAAGGAUGUCUUCAUCAAGAAUCCUGGUGGUUCUCUGUACAUCGGUCAAGUGUGGCCCGGUUAUACAGUGUUUCCCGACUGGUUCGCUAGCAAUGUGGAACAAUAUUGGACGGAAGCACUGGCGAAUUGGUCUUUAAGUGGCGUAGAAUUCUCGGGCCUAUGGUUGGACAUGAACGAAGCGAGUUCGUUCUGUCUAGGUUCAUGCGGAAGUGGCGCCGACCUUUCCAAUACCACUGCACCUUUUCCGUUCCCAGGAGAUCCUGGGAACCCCGUACUUGACUACCCAGAAGGAUACAACUCAACGUUAUCCGGCCCAAGUGGCAACAUCACCGUUAGCGGGACCAAAACCUAUGGAGUUGGUGCUCCUGUCUACUCACCGGUGUACCAAAGUGGGAUCCGUAAGCGUGGCGUCGGUGCAGGUGGAGAGACAAAUAUCGAUCUUAAUAACCCUCCUUACACGAUUCACAACGGAUUUUUGGGUCUAUCGAAUCACACAAUCGCCACCAAUGCCACACAUGCUGGAGGCUUCGUCGAACUAGAUACCCACAACCUCUUUGGAUAUAUGGAGGAGCGAGCGACACACCGUGCCCUGACACAGAUUCGUCCUGGUGAAAGACCAUUCCUAAUCAGCCGCUCGACGUUCCCCAGCUCUGGGGCUUGGACUGGUCACUGGCUCGGCGACAAUUAUAGCAAGUGGGCGUACUUACAAUAUAGUAUCGCUGGUAUCCUCCAGUUCCAGCUUUACCAAAUUCCUAUGGUUGGAGCCGAUACCUGUGGCUUCGUCGGCAACACCAACGAGGAGUUGUGCAAUCGCUGGAUGCAAGCAUCGGCAUUUGUCCCCUUCUACCGUAACCACAACACGCGUGGCGCCAUCUCUCAAGAGCCCUACCGAUGGGACAGCGUUGCUGAGGCCAGUCGCACGGCCAUCGCCAUACGUUAUGCCAUGCUUCCGUACUGGUACACACUCUUCGCUAAUGCGUCAAUGUACGGAACGCCUCCCGUCCGUGCGCUCUUCUUCGAAUUCCCAAACGAGCCUGAGCUAUUCCCCGUCGACUUGCAAUGGAUGAUUGGGAGUGAUAUCUUGGUGACACCAGUGACGAACCCAAAUGUGACUUCCGUGGAUGGUGUCUUCCCAGGCCGUGGAGGUGUUGCUUGGCGCGACUGGUAUACCCAUGAAGUUCUUAACUCCACCCCAGGAGGCAACACAACCCUUUCCGCUCCUCUCAGCCACAUCAAUGUCCACAUUCGCUCUGGAGCUGCCAUCCUCCUCUUUUCUAAGCCAGGCUACACAACCACCGAAACCGCACAAUCGCCCUACUCCCUCCUCGUCUCCCUGACCUCUGAUGGGUACGCGUCUGGUAAUGCAUACAUUGACGACGGGAUCACAUUGCCCACUGAGUCCGCACCCGUGGCCAAUCGAACGGUCACUUUUUCGGUUGAUGGAGGACGACUGGACGUGGCGAGCGUGGGAAAUUGGGAUGUGGCGCAGAGGUUGGAUAUUCUGACGGUCCUCGGUGUGCUGGAUCCACCGACGGUGGUCAGUGUGGGUGGCACUAGGCUGACCAGCGGUUGGUCAUAUGAGAGUGUGGUGCAGAGAUUGAACGUGACGGGGAUGGGGGUGGAUUUGAACCUCGGGAGUACGACGAUUACAUGGAGCUAAUGAACGCGAGAAGGAGGCUCAGGGCGUCCGUUAUGAUACUCAAAACGCUUCAACCCGCGGUCUUUCUGGACUCCAUUCGAGGCCCGGUUGUUGUAUUUCGAUUCGUAACAGUUAAUUGCCCUCCCAUUUAUAUCCUUCUCUUGCGUGAUAUUUUACACCAUCGCCCGGUCACACUUCAUUUAAACAGCGUCGUCGAUGUAUUUGUACUCCGACACAGGGGCCUGUUAU
Stereum hirsutum FP-91666 SS1 is the source of this 3275-nucleotide messenger RNA. RefSeq lists its product as uncharacterized. The record is from RefSeq and is a predicted model, not a curated record. The coding region runs from base 102 to 3047 and encodes 981 amino acids. The transcript has 21 exons. Lineage: Eukaryota; Fungi; Basidiomycota; Agaricomycetes; Russulales; Stereaceae. Gene Ontology annotation, molecular function: carbohydrate binding; hydrolase activity, hydrolyzing O-glycosyl compounds. Gene Ontology annotation, biological process: carbohydrate metabolic process.